CUCCAGAGUCUCCUUUUUCCCCUUCACAUUUAUUGUUCUCUUUGGAAUCCUUGUCAGGGAAUUGAAUGGUUGGAAAGCUACAGACCAAAUAAUAGUCUGCGAGUCUCCUCCUGCUGCUGCUGCAGCUGUUUCUGCAACCACUGUCUCUGUUUCUGCUCCUAACCUUCUUGGGUUUUUUUUUUUUAUUCCUAAUCUUUUCUAUUCACUCUUAUUAUUAUUAUUUAUUAUUAUUAUUAUUAUUAUUAUUAUUAUGUUGAACCCUACUUUAAUUGCCUUGAAUCUGACCAAGAUGGGCUAAUCCUGUUCUGGGUUUGUGGUUUAUUUCAUUCACCUCCCUUUAGGAAGCCCAUUUCUGGCUUUCUGAUUCUUUUCCUCCCCAUCUGGCCUGCAUUUUCUCUUUUGGGUCUUCUGAUUUUUGUCUGCUCUUGGGGUGGGGGUUUAUUAUCAAGGAUUUGUUAUGCUGUUCUUGUGUGAGACUCUUUCAUAUGGUUUAGAAAAAAAGAAAAAAAAGAAAAAGAUUACUUUUUAGGUGGUUGUUGGUGUGUGUAACAUUUACUAUAUUGUGAGAAGUAGCUCUUAGGAAUUGAUAGAGAGACAGGGAGGAGUUUGUGUGGGUGUGCGAGGAGAGUGACUGUAGAGCUAGAUAGAGAGAGAUAGAGAAGAGUAAAGUGUGCGACAAAUAGAGUUUGAGUGAGAUAGAGUGUUGUUGCUUUUAUGGAUUGGGAUCUAAGGAUGCCCCCCUGGGACUUGGCUGACGUGCUGAACCACAACCCCCAGCCGCCGCCCGGAUUCGGCGGCUCGGGCGGCAGCCGCACCGACUGCUCCGUCGACCUGAAGCUCGGCGGGGGGUCGGGGGAUCUCGGGCCAGCCCAUCAUCACAAAUUCCAAUCCAAGGCCUCUGUUUCCGCCGCAAUGGCGCCGCCGCCGCCGCCCUCUUCUUCCUCCUCCGGCCCGCCGAAGAGGCCUCGGACGCACGGCAGUGGCGGCCCGACCCCUUCCUGCUUGGUCGACGGCUGCAAAGCCGAUUUGAGCAAGUGUCGGGAGUAUCACCGCCGGCAUAAGGUUUGCGAGGCCCAUUCGAAGACUCCGGUGGUGCUGGUCGGCGGCCAGGAGCAGAGGUUUUGCCAACAGUGCAGCAGAUUUCACUUGCUUGUGGAAUUUGAUGAGGUCAAAAGAAGCUGCAGGAAAAGGCUUGAUGGGCACAACAGGCGUCGAAGGAAGCCACAGCUGGAUCAUGUAAACUCUGGGGGCUUCUUUGUGAAUCACCAAGGGACAAGAUUAUCAUCAUACCCUCAGAUUUUUCCAACUGUUAGAUCCGAGCCGAACUGGACCGGGCUCAUGAAAUCCGAAAACAAUACUUCCUUUUGCGUGAAUAUGAAUCGGCAGCCUCUACACCUUAGUGAGAAUUACAACAGAGAAAGACGGCAGUUCCCUUUCCUGCAAGAACUCGGCCUGGCCCCCUUCAAGACCGUCACUCCCCCCGAGAGCAGCAAGAUGUUCUCCGAUUGUGCUCUCUCUCUUCUGUCAUCGUCGCCCGCUCAGCAACCGUCGGAUGCCAUCAAUAGCACCGCGCAGAUCGUACGACAGCCGGAUCACGACCAGAUCCCGAUCGGCCAGCCUCUCCUGUCGAGCAGCCCGCUGUACGGCGUCCCGCACCGGUUUCCGUGCUCGCAGGUGCCGGAUGGCGUGUCGGCGGCCGGGUAUUCGUGCCCGGCCGUGGCGAACGAGGCCGAGAUCCACUACGAGGGCAUGUUCCACUGCGGGAGCGAGGGACUGCCCUCCUACGGGGCCUCCCAAACACUCCCCUUUUCAUGGCAGUAGUUUGGAUUUAGUGUUUUUGUUCGUGAUUUUCUCUUUAGCUCAGUUCCUCCUCCUGCUACUCUGUUAAAAUGUCGAAAACUUGCGGAUUAUGCGGCGAUAAAAAGUGUUUCUUUUCCUCCUGAUCAUCUGUUGAAGACAGUGGGCAAGUAACUGUAGCGGCUAAAUUGUUACUAAUAUUUCAAACAGUGUGUAUCAGUUAAUUUUUCGUAACAAUGUACGGCAGCUGAUUCAGUUAUCACAUCAUCUGCAGUCUCGAACAGGUCUA
Ananas comosus (pineapple) is the source of this 2086-nucleotide messenger RNA. Its product is annotated as squamosa promoter-binding-like protein 16. Gene Ontology annotation, molecular function: DNA binding. Gene Ontology annotation, cellular component: nucleus. The transcript has 4 exons. Lineage: Eukaryota; Viridiplantae; Streptophyta; Magnoliopsida; Poales; Bromeliaceae. Bases 715 to 1821 code for a protein of 368 amino acids. The record is from RefSeq and is a predicted model, not a curated record.